This is a messenger RNA of Symbiodinium sp. CCMP2456, 783 nucleotides long. The record is from the annotation of a GenBank genome assembly. NCBI's taxonomy places the organism in Eukaryota, Dinophyceae, Suessiales, Symbiodiniaceae.
AUGACGCCGAUGAUCGACAUGACGUUUCAGCUGAUCGCGUUCUUGAUGGUGAUGAUCAACUUCUCCGACAUCGAGCAGGACCAGCGCGUCCAGCUGCCGUCGAGCGAGUUGGCGAAGCCGCCAGAGACGGCUUACGACGAGCCGCUGACGGUUCAGAUGACGGCCGACGAGACGAUCCUCUUUGGCGGGCAGGAAAUGGGGAUCGAAGACUUGAGGUCGGCGAUCCGCCGCGAGGCGACGCUGCUGAAGGCUUACAAGGACAACCGGCUCGACGAGGCGAUGGUCGUGAUCCGCGCCGACCUCCGCAGCCGCACCGGCAGCGUUCAGGAGAUCAUCGAGGUCGAAGUCCCGAUGACGCCGAUGAUCGACAUCGUGUUUCAGUUGUUGGUGUUCUUCAUCAUGUCGUUCAAGAUCGUGCAGCCGGAGGGGGACUUCAACAUCCGGAUGCCGCUGCCGGCGAGNNCGCCGAGCGAGCUGCCGGUGUUCAACCUGCGGAUGGCGGCGGCGGCGAGCGGCGACCUCGAGCAGCUGUCGAUGGACAGCCGCGUCUUCGAGGGCGAAGACCGCUUCGCGAAGCUGCACAGCUACAUCCGCGGCAUGAUCGACGACGCGGGCGGCCCGGGCACGGCGGAGGACCAGGAGGUCGAGAUCAACGCCGACUUCGAUUUGCGGUACGACUACGUGAUGCGGGCGAUCACGGCGCUCUCUGGCUACAUCGAGAACGGCCAGCGGCACCAGUUGAUUGAGAAGAUUCGGCUGACGCCGCCGAAGGAAGGGAGUUAA